AUGUAUACCACAGAAGAUUCCAGAGAAAAUUGCCCAUCUUCAAAUUAUAGGACACCUAAAAACCAACGGUUUUAUAAUGUAUUUGAUACUUCUUCUACCCCUUCCACCCCCAUCCGUGAUUCUUUAUUUUCCAACUCCAUUCCUUCACCUUACUCUACACCUGCUCUUCAAGAAGCUAAAUCACUUUUUCGCUUAACUGCAAGUCCAAAACGACUUAUUGGUCGUGAAGAAGAACGUAGGGAAAUUACGGAAUUUUUAACGAGUCAUAUCAUUGACGGAAAACCUGGAAGUUUAUAUAUCACUGGCAUUCCAGGAACUGGCAAAACUGCCUUGUUAGAAGAAAUCAGAGAGCAAAUUAUAGAUGAUGAAGAACACUUGCUUGGUCUUCUUCCACCAAUAGUAACUCCUAUAAUAAAUUGUAGAUACGUCAGUUACAAAAAAUUUUUUAUUGAAUUAUGUGAAAUACUUUGUAAAGAUAUAGAUAUUAUAGAAGAUAAUGAAAUAGCUCAAAAAGUAUUAGAAGAUUGUUUAAUGAUGUCAAUUGAUCAUGGAAUGUGUGUUGUAAUUUUAGAUGAAAUCGAUUGUAUAAUUGAAAAUGAUCUGGAUAUCUUGUAUAAUUUGUUUAGCUUGGCAAAUGAUAAAGAAUCACGUCUGAUACUUAUCGGAAUCUCUAAUUUACAAUUUUAUGAAAAAUUACCUAUUUAUAUUAGAUCGAUGAAGUACUCAACAAUUAGAAAAUAUAACUCUAUGGAAGGAGAAGAGGAAGAUGACGAGAAAGUAGUAGAAGCAGUGAUAAUGAAUGGGAUAGUAAAUCGCACCAUGAUAAGAUCAGAGUUAGAAGAUCGUGUUAAAAAAGAAAAAAUUAUGAAUCAACCAAGUGGUGAACUAAGUAUGUUAGAAGGUGAUGGUGGAGUUGUUUGUUCAGUUGAUCACAUCAAGAAUUAA
Messenger RNA from Entrophospora sp. SA101, 945 nucleotides. Lineage: Eukaryota; Fungi; Glomeromycota; Glomeromycetes; Entrophosporales; Entrophosporaceae. The record is from the annotation of a GenBank genome assembly.